AAAACGUACCCGGAAGCACUACAGGUGGCUAUUCAGCGGUGUAGUGACAGUGCAGCCUGACAUUUUCUUUUGGCAGCAAAAGAGAAACAUAUGAAAUGAAACAUUUGGAAGUCUUACACUAGAAGCGGAGUGUCGGAAUUAAACGACGAAACGAGGGCGCCGUAAAGGGGGAAAAAGUUAGGACAAUUCCAAGGGCCCAAGACUGACAGGGACCCCAGUAAAUAGAUUGAUUGUCAUCCAGCGUUUCUUCCAACAUUUCAACUCAAAUGUCUUCUGGGUGUCCACCCCAGUCACCUGCUGUGGCAAAGUCUGAAGUAGCAAUCGACGGAGAAUGUCCACUGCUGGCUGCCACCUUUGCCUACUGGGACAAUAUCCUAGGGCCGCGUGUGCAUCAUAUUUGGGCACCAAAGUGUGAUCAGGGGAUAUUUCUCAGUGAUGGAGAUGUGACGUUCUUGGCAAAUCACACACUCAAUGGCGAGAUUCUGCGGAGUGCAGAGUGCGGAGCAGUGGAUGUUAAGUUUUUUGUCUUAGCGGAGAAGGGUGUCAUCAUUGUGUCACUCAUCUUCGAUGGUGAACUUAAGGGGGACAAGAACACCUGUGCCUUGUCCAUUAUUCUGCCACAGACCGAGCUGGCCUUCUACCUACCUUUACACACCAUCUGCGUGGAGAGGCUCAAACAUGCUAUUCGCAAGGGACGCAUUUGGAUGCAGAAGGGCUACAACAUCAUCGCAGUGCUGAGCUUGGAGAUUGUCCCGAUUAUGGAGCUGCUUGCUUCCAUGAAGACACACAGUGUGCCUGAAGACAUAGAUAUAAAAGACACAGUACUAAAUGAUGAUGACAUCGGAGACAGCUGCCAUGAGGAUUUCCUCCACAAGUCCAUCAGCUCUCAUUUCCAGACUUGUGGCUGUUCAGUAGUGGUGGGAAGCAACCCAGAGAAAGUAAACAAGAUGGUGCGGACGCUCUGCCUCUUCCUUACCGCUGCUGAGAAGAAAUGUUCUCGCCUUUGUAAGGCGGACUCAUCCUUCAAAUAUGAUACAGGCCUCUUUGUUCAGGGUCUGCUGAAGGACUCAACUGGUAGCUUUGUACUGCCCUUCCGCCAAGUUCUCUACUCCCCUUAUCCGACCACACACAUCGACGUCGACAUCAACACAGUCAAGCAAAUGCCACCCUGUCAUGAGCAUACUUACAACCAGCGCCGCUAUAUGCGGUCUGAACUAAACACUCUUUGGAAGACUGACAGUGAAGAGGACAUACCUCCUGACACUGUCAUCCCCACCGAUGACACUUUUACACCUGACUUGAAUAUAUUUCAAGAUGUCAUGCAUAAAGAUACUUUGGUCAAGUCAUUUAUAGAUGAGGUGUUCAUGCUGAAGCCUGGCCUGUCCCUGCGGAGUGCCUAUCUGGCUCAGUUCCUACUGCUGCUCCACAGGAAGGCGCUCACACUGCUAAAGUACAUUGAGGAUGAAACGCAAAAGGGGAAGAAGCCUUUCCAGUCCUUGCGCAACUUAAAGAACGACCUGAAUCUGACAGUGGAAGGAGACCUGAACAUUGUCAUGGCCUUCGCUGAAAAGCUGAGGGCAGGCUUGCACUCCUUUGUGUUUGGAAAGUCAUUCUAUACCAGCAUGCAGGAGCGAGACAUCCUCAUGAACUUCUGAUUCUGUUCUUCACCUGUACUUGAUCAGGGGUGUCCAAAAUGCGGCCCGCAGCUUGUUUUAUAUUGGCAUAUUGCAAAAAUAAAAUCAAUUCUUUAUUAAUGAGAUAUAUUAUAAGUAGGGCUGUCAAAAAUAACGCGUUAAGGGCGGUAACUAAUUUAUUUCAUUAAUUACGUUACAUUUUUUACUGUUAUAAACGCAUGCACACCAGAGCAAGCAUGCCUCUGUUAUGAUGGCAGAUGUAGCGUCCCCACACAGUCGCACAGAGUCUGACGCUCUUUUAUUACUUCAUUCUGACCUGAACACAUCAACAGCAGUGCAAUUCCAACACCAUACAGUAUACUGUAUGUAUCUCCAACUCACACUGAUCUCUUGUCCGUUCAUCCUGGGAACGACACUUCCUCAUUCUCAUUACAAGAACACAAGAUGCAUUCAGGGACACUCCGAACAUCACAAAAAACGGCUUUAUAAUACGUGCAUGCGUGUGUAUGGAAAUAAACAGGAAGAUAAAGAAAAACAUGAAAUAGAUAUUCCUAUCAAUCACUUUGUUACUCUUAAUUCGGAUGUACAAUUUGCAACAUUUAAGUAUGCUGGAAGAUACACUGAAAACAAGUACAUUUACCGUACUUAAAUUACGGUCUUUGAACGCAACCCCUCAUUGCUUAUACUGUAAUAACAGGGUUUAAAAUGUGAUUCAAAUGUUCUGCUACUAUUAAAGAGACUAGUGUGGUAUCUUUUAACUUGAUUGACAUAUUCAGUACAUUUGGAGCUGUUAAUACAUAAAUAUAUAUAAUACUGUCCUGUCAUUUCCCUUUCGUUUUAAUUAAAUUCAGUCAAAAGGGGCAUAUUUAAGACAUGGUUGCGAAUGGUGAUUAAUCAUGAUUGAUUUAAACACUGUGAUUAAUCUGCUACAUUUAAAAAAAAUAUUUGACAGCCCUAAUUAUAAGAUAUCACAAUAACUUGCUUUGUCACGAAUAACACAAAGCUAACAUGUUGAUAUUUUUACCUACAUUGGAUUGGUUUUGGCGUCUUUAUUGUACAAAAUGCAUCAAAGUGGCCGCUCAUCCUAAGCAUUUUUUUGUAUGCGACACUCAGUGGAAAAUGUUUGGACACCUGGUCUAGACAGUUUGUUCAUUUAAUUUUUUUUUUAUUAUUAUUUUUAUUGUUACAGGAAUGCAUCGUUGUGUUGUUUUCAUACCUGCAAUUGCUGUUUCCGCCUUCUUUUAUGUAUUCUGUUGUACAAGGAAACAUUUUAAAUAUAUCCUGCUUCCAUGAGCCAUUACAAUCAAACUUUUAUUAUACUUCACUAGUCUGCUGUUAUAAUGUGAUUUCUGUGUUUUGAGAAGUUCUUAUGCGCCUGAAUAAAACAUUAUGUUAAAAUUGUCUCUAGAAUCCACCAGGAUGUGCCGAGUUGAUUUAUUUAUUUUUUUUAAGUAGUAGCUCUUUUGAUUACUUGAAUGCCUGUGUGAAGCAAAGCCAUUAGGUGGAUUGCUGUUUUUAAAAUGAUGAAUUGAUGUCUGCUAAUUGGAAGGUAACAAGUUCAUUGUCAUUGUCAAUAUAUUUUGAGUUAUGCAUAUUUCAGCAAAUAUAAAAAAGACACAAUAAAUGCAAAUUAAACUGGUCACAA
Dunckerocampus dactyliophorus (ringed pipefish) is the source of this 3279-nucleotide messenger RNA. RefSeq names its product C9orf72-SMCR8 complex subunit (gene c9orf72). Bases 267 to 1655 code for a protein of 462 amino acids. Gene Ontology annotation, cellular component: endosome; autophagosome. The transcript has 11 exons. Gene Ontology annotation, biological process: endocytosis; autophagy. Gene Ontology annotation, molecular function: guanyl-nucleotide exchange factor activity. NCBI's taxonomy places the organism in Eukaryota, Metazoa, Chordata, Actinopteri, Syngnathiformes, Syngnathidae. The record is from RefSeq and is a predicted model, not a curated record.